CCAUACCAGACGAUGUCCAAUCCCAUGAGUAAGUUGACAGUGCUCAACAGUAUGCAUUCUCAUUUUAUUUUGGCUGACAAUGGCACUACUGGCAAAUAUGGAGCAGAGGUGAAACUUCGUAGACAGCUGGAAAAGCACAUUUCACUUCAGAAGAUAAAUACAAGAAUUGGUCAAGGGGUUCCAGUGGUGGCCCUCAUUGUGGAAGGAGGUCCCAAUGUUAUCUCCAUCGUUCUGGAAUACCUGCGAGACACUCCUCCUGUUCCUGUUGUAAUAUGUGAUGGCAGUGGCCGGGCAUCCGACAUCCUUGCCUUUGGUCACAAAUAUUCUGAAGAAGGAGGACUUAUCAAUGAGUCUUUUAGGGACCAGUUGCUAGUUACCAUCCAGAAGACGUUCACCUAUACCCGAAUGCAAGCACAGCACCUCUUCAUUAUCCUCAUGGAGUGCAUGAAGAAGAAGGAGCUGAUCACAGUAUUUCGCAUGGGAUCAGAAGGACACCAGGAUAUUGAUUUAGCUAUCCUGACAGCAUUACUGAAAGGAGCUAAUGCAUCUGCUCCCGACCAGCUGAGCCUAGCAUUAGCCUGGAACAGAGUAGACAUCGCCCGCAGUCAGAUCUUUGUUUAUGGGCAACAAUGGCCGGUGGGCUCCCUUGAGCAAGCAAUGCUGGAUGCACUGGUGCUGGACAGAGUGGAUUUUGUGAAAUUACUCAUAGAGAAUGGAGUAAGCAUGCAUCGUUUUCUCACCAUCUCCCGGCUAGAGGAAUUGUACAAUACGAGGCACGGACCAUCCAACACUUUGUAUCAUCUAGUCAGGGACGUCAAAAAGGGAAACUUACCUCCUGAUUAUCGGAUAAGUCUGAUGGAUAUUGGUUUGGUGAUAGAGUACCUGAUGGGAGGAGCAUAUCGCUGCAACUAUACCCGAAAGCAGUUCAGAACAUUAUACCACAAUUUAUUUGGGCCCAAGAGGCCAAAAGCCCUGAAACUGUUGGGAAUGGAGGAUGAUGUCCCUUUGCGGCGAGGCAGGAAAACAACUAAGAAAAGAGAAGAAGAAGUUGAUAUUGAUUUGGAUGACCCUGAGAUCAAUCAUUUCCCCUUCCCGUUUCAUGAGCUGAUGGUGUGGGCUGUGCUGAUGAAGCGUCAGAAGAUGGCCCUCUUCUUCUGGCAGCAUGGGGAGGAGGCUAUGGCUAAAGCACUGGUGGCCUGUAAACUGUGCAAAGCCAUGGCCCAUGAAGCAUCAGAAAAUGACAUGGUGGACGACAUAUCCCAAGAACUGAACCAUAAUUCCAGGGACUUUGGCCAGUUGGCAGUGGAGCUGCUGGAUCAGUCAUACAAGCAGGACGAGCAAUUGGCAAUGAAACUGCUGACCUAUGAGCUGAAGAACUGGAGCAACGCCACGUGCCUGCAGCUCGCAGUGGCAGCCAAGCACAGGGAUUUCAUUGCUCACACUUGCAGCCAGAUGCUGCUCACGGACAUGUGGAUGGGUCGUCUCCGGAUGCGCAAAAAUUCUGGUCUAAAGGUAAUUCUAGGAAUUCUACUUCCUCCUUCAAUCCUCAGCUUGGAGUUCAAGAACAAAGAUGACAUGCCUUACAUGUCUCAAGCCAGCGAGAUCCAUCUUCAGGAGAAGAAGCCAGAGGAACCAGAAAAAACAGUGAAAGAAAAAGAGGAGGAGGGCAUGGAACUCACUGCAAUGCUGGGACGAGGGAAUGGAGAGUCAUCAAGAAAGAAAGAGGAAGAGGAAGUUCAGAGCAGGCACAGACUCAUCCCUGUUGGAAGAAAAAUCUAUGAGUUCUACAAUGCUCCCAUUGUUAAAUUUUGGUUUUACACACUGGCAUAUAUAGGCUACUUGAUGCUGUUCAAUUAUAUAGUGUUAGUGAAGAUGGAUCGCUGGCCAUCUACACAGGAAUGGAUUGUCAUCUCAUACAUUUUCACACUGGGAAUAGAGAAGAUGAGAGAGAUAUUGAUGUCGGAGCCCGGGAAACUGUUACAGAAAGUAAAAGUUUGGCUCCAGGAGUACUGGAACGUUACUGAUCUCAUAGCGAUUCUCCUGUUCUCCAUUGGGAUGGUGCUCCGUCUGCAAGAUCUGCCUCUCCGGAGUGAUGGCCGAGUGAUAUACUGUGUUAACAUCAUUUACUGGUAUAUACGGUUGUUAGACAUCUUCGGAGUAAACAAGUAUUUGGGACCAUAUGUUAUGAUGAUUGGGAAAAUGAUGAUAGACAUGAUGUAUUUUGUCAUCAUCAUGUUGGUGGUUCUGAUGAGCUUUGGCGUUGCGAGACAGGCUAUUCUCUUCCCCAAUGAGGAGCCUUCAUGGAAGCUGGCAAAAAACAUUUUUUACAUGCCUUACUGGAUGAUCUAUGGGGAAGUGUUUGCAGACCAGAUAGACCCUCCCUGUGGUCAAAAUGAAACCAGAGAAGAUGGCAAAAUAAUCCAGCUGCCUCCUUGCAAGACAGGAGCAUGGAUCGUUCCUGCCAUCAUGGCCUGUUACCUCUUGGUUGCAAAUAUCCUUUUGGUAAACCUCCUCAUUGCUGUUUUCAACAAUACAUUUUUUGAAGUCAAAUCCAUAUCUAACCAAGUAUGGAAGUUUCAAAGGUAUCAACUAAUCAUGACAUUUCAUGAAAGACCAGUUCUCCCACCACCUCUGAUCAUUUUCAGCCAUAUGACUAUGAUAUUCCAACACCUCUGCUGUAGAUGGCGGAAACAUGAAAGUGACCCAGAUGAGAGAGACUACGGAUUAAAACUUUUCAUAACUGAGGAUGAACUGAAAAAAGUCCAUGAUUUUGAAGAGCAGUGCAUAGAAGAAUAUUUUAGAGAAAAGGAUGACAAAUUCAAUUCCUCAAAUGAUGAAAGAAUCCGUGUCACUUCAGAAAGGAUAGAGAACAUGGCCAUGCGACUGGAAGAAGUAAAUGAGCGCGAGCACUGCAUGAAGGCAUCUCUCCAGACUGUUGACAUCAGGCUUGCUCAGUUGGAGGAUAUGAUAGGAAGAAUGGCGAUGGCCUUGGAAAAAUUGACUGGUAUAGAGAGAGGUGAGACGACCAAGAUACGAUCCAGGACCUCCUCCGACUGUACCGACACAGCCUACAUUGUAAGGCAGAGUAGCUUCAACAGUCAGGAAGGAAAUACUUACAAGCUUCAGGAGAGCGUAGAUCUCACAGGAGAGGAGUCCAUGUCCCCAAUGUCACCUACAAUCACUCCCCGCAUGCGAAGCCACUCUUUCUAUGCAACAAAUACGAAGGAGAAGUGUGGGCUGGAAAAGUUUGAAAGCAUUUUUAAAGAAAGAUCCAUGAUCCUGCACCGUGCUAGCAGUUCUCACUCCAUAGCAAAAGAAGCAAAGGUUCCCUUAGCCCCUACCAGCACUUUGUCGAUUGCCCCAGACUCCAGAAGGCCUUCAUCUUGUAUAGACAUCUACGUUUCUGCCAUGGAUGAGAUGCAGUCUGAAAUAGAGCCUCUCAACAGCUCAAUAAACAUUCUUGGUACUGGAGAUGUGGCUCUACAGGCUCACAUAGCCUCUUCCAUUUUAGCUAACAGUGCGUACAUUAGCAGUACACCAGGUGAAAGAAUUUCUGGCAGGAGUCUUGAUUAUGAGGAAACUUCUGGAAUAGAAACAAGAGCAUUUUCUUCAGACUAUUCACAAAUCACAGAUUGCCAAAUCCCCUGGGAUUCAGACCCUCCCUUGUAUCACACCUUAGAGCGAUCUAAAAGCAGUCGUUAUCUGCCUACAACUCCAUCUAUUCUGGAGGAAACAUCAAUCAUGAAAUCUCACAGUUUUAUGUUCUCUCCAUCUCGAAGCUACUUCAGCAGCCUUGGCGUCCCAGUCAAAACAGCAGAGUACACAAGUAUUACAGACUGCAUAGACACGAGGUGUGUGAGCACUCCCCAGACCAUCGCUGUGAGGGCCAGUUUCCCUGGAAGUCUUGGAGGCAAGGUGGAGGACUUGGGAUGCUGCCACCCAGAGAGAGAGGCAGAACUAAGCCACUCAAGCUCUGAUCAUGAGGAUAUUGAGGCCAAAGACAAGAAGGGGACCCCUUUAUCUCCUCAAGAUGGCAAUGCUGCAAGAACUCUGACCAACAGCAUCCCACUUCCAAAAACAGAGCGAGCCAACAGCUACUCUGUGGAGGAGUCCAACAUGUAUGCACAGCACACACAGAAAAGCUAUUCUAUCAGUGACAAACUUGACAGACAGCAAAAUGCAACAGGCCUGCGAAAUCCCUUCCAGAGGAGGCCUUGUUUUGUUAACUACCUGUGAAAGACUGAGUAAUGCCCUAAUCUCCUUUUUCUCAUACCUCCAACAUCUCCACUGACUCCACCUACAUUCCAAGUGCAAAACGCAGUCCACAGUGUCAACAGGAGUUUCAAACUUCUCAUGAAAAGAUAUCACAGUGGUCAGAGGGGGAAGAGGAUGCAGAAGAUAAGGAAAAGGUACUGAAGCAUAAAGAGCAUUUGGACUCACAUCCUUUAUGAGGCGAAAACUUAAGCUUGAAAAGAGUUGAAGCUAGUGCUUUUAAAAAUCAAAGCACCUCUAAAAUGACUAACAGCUAUGUAGAACCAGAUCCUUUUUGUUUUAAAAUAUGAACACGUGCAACUGAGGUACAUCCCAUUUAUUAUCUUCCAAAUCUCUAAGGUAGCUUUGAAAAUGGAGGCUGACAUUUUCUCACUAAGAUCUCACCCUGGCAGACUCUGAGCACUGUAUGACAGUUAAUUCUGAAGGGCAACAAAUCCCCACCCAAAAAUAAUCAUCUGCCUCAACACAAAGGACAAAGAAAGUAAAAACCCUUUAGGCACCGACUCCCUUUGUUGGAAAGUUCAUAAAAUAAAGAAAUGCAAUGUAGUGACAUUAAACACAACCUGCUUCAUACUUUCUGCACUGACGUGUUCCUUUCUUUAUUUUCUUUAACCAGGCUUUCAAUGAGCUAAACCCCAUCCAGACACUGUUUACACAAUUACCUUGCAGUCCAUGUGCAGCUUUAUGGUCAUGUGGUGACACUGAGAAAGGUCAGAAACUGUCCCCUUUCUGUGCAUUAUGAAGCAUGCUUGUGACAGGCUGAUUGUUAAACAAUAGCACAAAGCCCAGGGACAAAGGAACUUGUGUUUAACAAGCUGCUUCAAAUGUGACAACUUUUGUUAGCAUCCUUUUCCUAAAGCUUCUCCAAAUCACAGAAUCACAGAACAGUUGAGGUUGGAAGGGACCUCUGGAGAUCAUCUAG
Molecule: messenger RNA, 5194 nt
Organism: Struthio camelus australis
Lineage: Eukaryota; Metazoa; Chordata; Aves; Struthioniformes; Struthionidae
Source: RefSeq, a predicted model, not a curated record